AUGGAAUAUAUCAAAAGAAAAAGAAAAGAGGUCACAUUCAAUGUUGCAAAGAUAGAUGAAGAUGAACUGGAAGCAAGUGAAAAUAUGGAUGAGAUCAAAGAAAACUUUAUUAGAAGACUAAAGAGAGGAGCCGAAAAAUACAAAGUGGAAAGUACAAAUGUAAAAGUAUGUGAAGAAUGGGGUCGAAUUGCCUCUGAACCUGAACAAGAGACUCAAUUUGAGAUUAUUCCAGUUGUUGCAGAAGAGAAGGAAGGAGCAAACGGUGACAUGGAUAUGGGGCUUCCAGAUGAAAACACUUUUUUAGAGAGACCUGAUACAAAAAUUGAUGAUUUGAAGUCGGAGAUGAAUGCCAUUGCAAGUGGUGCAAAAGUUUUGCCAUUUGAAUUUAGAGCAUUGGAAGCUUGUCUUGAAGCUGCAUGUAACUGCCUGGAGUCUGAGACUGGAAUUCUGGAAGAAGAGGCAUAUCCAACAAUGGAUGAGUUGACAUCUAAAGUUAUUAGUACUCUCAAGCUUGAAAGAGUCAGACAAAUCAAAAGCCGUUUAGUUGGAAUAUCUGGUCGUGUUCAAAAGGUCAGAGAUGAAUUAGAGCACUUGCUUGAUAAUGAGGAGGAUAUGGCUGAGAUGUAUCUAACAGGUAAUUUGAUGCAACAACAAGAUGGGAUUCCUUCUCCCCCUUCUUUUCAUGGUGCUAGAGUUGGAAUGGAGCAGGAGCUGGAUUAUUCUGAUGCAGAAGAUGACAGUGACGUUGAAGCUCCGAGUGCAACAUUCAAUACAUUAGGUAGAGAUGAGGAGAGGAGAACAAGCAGUAGAAACCACAGUGGUACUAAGGGUCUUGGCGUUGAGGAGUUGGAGAUGCUUUUGGACACUUACUUUGUCCAGAUUGAUGGAACCCUUAAUAAGCUAUCAGCAUUGAGAGAGUAUGUUGAUGAUACGGAGGAUUACAUCAAUAUCAUGCUUGAUGGCAAACAAAAUCACCUUCUUCAAAUGGGAGUCAUGUUGACAACAGCGAAUCUUAUUAUCAACUUCUUUGUUGUUGUAGCAGGAGUACUGGGCAUGAACAUCAAGAUUGGUUUAUUUAAUUCUACCUUCACAAAUUUUAUUUGGUUUGUUGGUGGUUGUUCAGUAGUUUGUAUAUUCCUCUACGUUGGAGCAAUUGCAUGGUUUAAACAUAAACGAUUGCUGGAAUGAGCGGCUUCUUAUGUUGUAAUCAUUUCUUAUACCUAGGUCCAUCAUUUGAUCGUCUUUUUGUCAAUUCAAAGCUCAGAGUUCACUACUUAUGUAUUAUUGUAGUACAUGGUACUUGUUCAUUAAUAGUAACGGAAGCUUUUUCAAAUUCA
Messenger RNA from Cryptomeria japonica (Japanese cedar), 1337 nucleotides. RefSeq names its product magnesium transporter MRS2-3. Gene Ontology annotation, biological process: magnesium ion transport. Lineage: Eukaryota; Viridiplantae; Streptophyta; Pinopsida; Cupressales; Cupressaceae. Bases 1 to 1188 code for a protein of 395 amino acids. Gene Ontology annotation, molecular function: magnesium ion transmembrane transporter activity. The transcript has 8 exons. The record is from RefSeq and is a predicted model, not a curated record.